Cheilinus undulatus (humphead wrasse) is the source of this 1373-nucleotide messenger RNA. Its product is annotated as lecithin retinol acyltransferase-like. The record is from RefSeq and is a predicted model, not a curated record. Lineage: Eukaryota; Metazoa; Chordata; Actinopteri; Labriformes; Labridae. The transcript has 2 exons. Gene Ontology annotation, biological process: retinol metabolic process. Bases 59 to 799 code for a protein of 246 amino acids. Gene Ontology annotation, molecular function: phosphatidylcholine-retinol O-acyltransferase activity.
AGGAGGGCAGACAUCACACAUCUUCUUCUUCGGUGGUUCUUCUCCCUCUGUCCUCGUCAUGUUGGACACCCUCAUCUUCCUCCUGGAGAAGCUCUUCCUCCUCGCGCACAUUAAGCUCUCCAGUCUGCUGUCUCCUCUGGGCGCAGCGCGCGCAGAAUCUCCGCUCACGAGGCGCUGCGACCGGGACGACUCUCCUCCUCUGCCCGCACCUGGAGCCGGAUCCGGGUCCUGUCCGCGGUUCCAGCGCGGGGACCUUCUGGAGGUCCCCCGGACUCUGUUCACCCACUUCGGGAUCUACCUGGGGGAGGACCGGGUGGCCCACCUGAUCCCGGACAUCCUCCCGGCUCUGACCGCAGACGGCAGACAGAUCCAGAGGAUGGUCACCAACACGCGCCUGCUGCUCGGGGUCGUCUUCAAGCGCGCGAGCAUCCGCACGGACUCCGUGGAGGACUUCGCGUACGGAGCCGGGAUCCUGCUGAACCACAUGGACCGGGCGGUGCUCCGUGGCCCGCUGCAGGGAGAGGAGGUGGCGCAGAGGGCGGAGAAGCUGCUGGGCUCCGUGGCCUACAGCCUGCUGUGGAACAACUGCGAGCACUUCGUCACCUACUGCCGCUACGGGACGGCCCAGAGUCUGCAGACGGAGCAGUUCUGUGAGUGGCUGAAGUCCCUAAUCCGGGACCAGCGUAGCGUCCCCCUCACAGCGCUGCUGGGACUCCUGUCCAUGGCGUGUUUGGGGAUAUCCUUCAGCACGGCCCUGCCCACCUUCCUGGUCCCCUUCACGCUGUGGAUGGCCAGUUAGAAGGACCUUAUCCACGUUCAGAAUUGGAGUCUGCUUCUGAACGGACUGAGCCUCCAUAUUGGAGGGAGAGGAGGUAGUCGUCUGCAUACAACUCUAUACAGUUAAUGACUACACUUGUUCUAUCAUUUAGCUUCUAUAACAUCAACACCAACAUUUAUCCAACCAUAUCAUCUUAAAUUGGCUCCUGAUUUGCCAUCCAAGCCUUUGAAUUAGUCAGUUUUAUACCAUAUAUACCAAAUAGUUUACUUCUUCUUCAUAUUCUUCAUCUUUAUCAACACCACUCAGCAUUUCGGAGAUCACUGCUUUAUCACUUUCUUUAAACACUAGUGGGGACUAUUUCCAGUGGCGGAUGAAUCUACUGAGUAUGUUUGACUUCACAGUCACAACAUGAGUGUUCAAAGAGGAUGAAUAAGCUCCGCCCCCUCUGCACUGUAACCAGGUGAAUACCUCCUAAAUAUGUGUAAAUAGGCGUCAUUUAGACCGGAUUGUUCUUUAACAGUCAAACUUUUGUACAGAUUUUAUUUUUAUGAAGCUGUAACACUCUAUACCUUGUUUUAUAUGUAAAUAAAGGAAA